Molecule: messenger RNA, 6504 nt
Organism: Monopterus albus (swamp eel)
Lineage: Eukaryota; Metazoa; Chordata; Actinopteri; Synbranchiformes; Synbranchidae
Gene: zc3h12b
Product: zinc finger CCCH-type containing 12B
Exons: 7
Coding region: 1-2475 (824 amino acids)
Cellular component (GO): cytoplasmic ribonucleoprotein granule; nucleus
Molecular function (GO): mRNA binding; RNA endonuclease activity; metal ion binding
Source: RefSeq, a predicted model, not a curated record
AUGGAUGGAUUACAUAGUUUGAUUUUACUUGCUCGCAUAGGGGGAGACCGUGUUACUUUGGCCCUACACAAACAGUUUGUAGUGCUAAAGUCCAGCACAGAAUAUGGUUCCCUGGUUGUGGUGGAGCUCAGAAGGGAAGAUCGGCAAUGCCAGACUGUUCAGGUGAACAACAGUGGCUGUAAGAAGCGGGAGCCCUUGACUGUCACGAAACCCCAUCGACAGCUCUGUCGCUCUCCAUGCCUUGAUCGGCCCAGUUUUUCCCAGAGUAGCACAGCGCAAGAUUUUCGUGAAGAUGAGACCAGUGCAGGAGCUGGGAUCAAGCUUGCCAGUGACAAAGAGUACCAGACUAAGAUGGACUUUGCUUUGAAAUUGGGCUAUUCAGGAGAGCAGGUGGAGACUGUGCUCAGCAAGUUGGGGUCUGCAGCUUUAAUUAAUGACAUUCUGGCUGAGCUAGUGAGGCUUGGCAACAAAGUAGAGCCUGAAAUCCAGCCUAGCAGCAGUACGGCCACAUUAGUAUCACGGUCCCCCUGUGUGAAAGAGACUGUCCAGAGUCCAGAAGUGUCAGUGGAAGAUGAACCUGUGGAUACCUUUGAUAACCUCAGACCUAUAGUCAUUGAUGGCUCCAAUGUGGCAAUGAGCCAUGGAAACAAAGAGGUAUUCUCUUGUCGUGGCAUCCAGCUUGCUGUUGAAUGGUUUCAUGAGAAAGGACACAAAGACAUCACAGUGUUUGUCCCAGCUUGGAGAAAGGAACAGUCAAGGCCUGAUGCUCUCAUCACAGAUCAAGAAAUAUUACGCAAGCUGGAAAAAGAGAAGAUACUAGUUUUCACCCCAUCUCGGCGAGUUCAAGGCAGGAGAGUUGUGUGCUAUGAUGAUCGCUUCAUAGUGAAGCUGGCUUUUGAUUCUGAUGGAAUUAUUGUAUCAAAUGAUAACUACAGGGACUUGUUUAUGCCACCCGAUGAUCCAUUGGGAAGACACGGUCCAAGCUUAGAAAAUUUUCUCCGCAAGCGCCCUGUUGUUCCAGAGCACAAAAAACAACCCUGCCCUUAUGGGAAAAAGUGCACAUAUGGACAUAAGUGCAAGUAUUAUCAUCCAGAGCGUGUCAACCAGCCACAGCGGUCAGUGGCUGAUGAACUACGGGCCUUUGCCAAAUUGUCUGCGGUAAAGACAAUGAGUGAGGGGGCUUUAGUCAAAUGCGGUACUGGUCCAGCAACUUCAAAGGGGGACAGCAGCUCUGAGGUCAAACGUGUGGCACCCAAACGUCAGUCUGAUCCCAGUAUUUGUUCGGUGGCCUGUGAACCUCCAGAGGCACUGUCCACUGUUAGGAAGUCUGAGACGAAUUCAGUGCCUUCCCUUGUGUCUGCUCUCAGUGUGCCCACCAUGCAGCCUGCCAAGAGCCAUGCAGCUGGGGCCUUGAACACACGAUCAGCCAGCAGCCCAGUGCCAGGUUCUCUGCAGUUCGCACACAGUUCUCUGGAGCACAUGUCUAGUGUACAGUACCCUCCUAUUUUAGUUACUAAUAGUCAUGGCGCCUCUGUUACGUAUGGUGAACAGUUCCCAAAGUAUGACUCAGUUAGCGACCAUGGAUAUUAUUCACUGCACAGCGAUUUUUCAAACAUGAGCAUGAGCAGCAUGCAUAAUGUUGACAGUUUCUGUAGCAUGGAACACGAGCAUGGUGUGUAUCAGAGAAAUCCCAGCCACUGCCCUGAAUCCUGCCUCAGCCAUUCUAACAGUGACUCAUUCUCUUCUUAUGGGGACCUGUACCCAAGUUCUGUGGACAGUAGCUUAGAGGAGAGUAUGAAGGGCCAGCAGCAGUCUCCUGCACAGGGCAGGAUGCAGACUUUCUCCCAUGGGUUUCGCCAUGAAGCACUGACUAGGGUACAGAGUUACGGACCAGAGGAGCCCAAGCAGGGCCCCCGUAAGCAGUCUGGAUCUCAUCUAGCACCACAUAUCCAGCAUGCUGCAGUGUCAGCCAGGUCCAGCUGCCCUGGAGACUAUCCCCUAACUCAGAAUAUCCUCCCGCCUUUGUCCUCACAGCCUACACGGUCUCUUGGUAUGACUCGUAUGGACAGCAUAUCAGAUUCAAGGCUAUAUGACAGUAACCCAAUGCGACAGAGGCGACCUCCACUGUGCCGUGAGCAGCAUGCAAGCUGGGACCCUUUGCCUUGUGGUAAUGAGUCCUACGGAUAUCAUUCAUAUCCACUGAGUAACAGCCUGAUGCCGUGUUGUGAGCGGGUGAUGGUUCGCAGCAUGCCCGACAAAAUGGAACAAAUCUGGAACUCGCCAUGGGAGAUGCCAUCUGCAGCUGAACACCAAGAGCGGUAUGUCAUCCCAGACCACCAGUACCAAACAUAUCGGAACCUUUGUAACAUCUUUCCUGCUUAUGUAGUCCACUCAGUAAUGGAGAAGAACCCUCAUUUGACAGAUCCACAGCAGCUGGCCGCUGUCAUUGUUACAAAAUUGAGGUCAUGCCACUGAGCAGUUAAUGAUAUGAAGCAUCCAAAAGAAGAAUUUUGAUUGAUUUUUUUGAUUGAAUUUUGAUUCAGUGUUGCUGCAUGUGCAACAUCUGCCCUCAGGAGAUAGUAUUUUUUUUAAAUGUCUCUGGUGGGAAAUCACAUUUUGCAUACGAGUUGACAGAAGUAAUCAGCAUAGAGAAAGUUUAAUACAUUAAAGACAAACUAAGAUGUUUAACAUAUGAAACCUAUGUUUUUAAAUGAAGUGUGAUGCAGUUUAUAUAAUGUAACAUCUUAUUAGAUAUCUGGUUCAUAACACAUUCAUACAACCUGAGCAGCAGCUGCACUGCAGGUUUGCACCAAAACCAUGAUCAGCUGAACCUUAGUUUAAAAUCAUGGUUAAUUCUAGAUAAUACACACCUACAGAAUUAUCUGCUAACAUCUGGCAGGAGAUCAGUUGAUUUUUAAUUAAUUACAUCAUGUUAUUAUAAAAAUUAUAUUUUCAGACCCAAAGUGCUCAAUAUUGAAUAACUGAAUCAUUUUGAGAAAUAGUCAUAUGAAUAUAUUUUUUAGGAUUCAUUUUCAUGUCACAAUUGACUUUUUUUUUAGUAUUUGCUUUGUCAGUUUUGUUUUUAUAAGUAUUCUUCUUAAUUACACUUUUACUUUAAGAAAUUGUAUUUCAUAACGUUAAAUCUGAUAAUGUUACUUUUUAUUUAAUUCUAUCAAUUUUUAUGACAGUGGUGUAAGUCACUAUACUCACCUUCCAGCUCCGUGCAUGUCUCCUGUCUCCUAAACCAACAUGCUCAUUAGCUGCUACUGUGCCUGGCCACUUAGCUUGCCAGUAAAAGCAGUAGUGUCAGAGUCAUUAUGAAUCAACCAUUAGGCUGUUGCUCUAAGUAGAUGGCACAGUGACCUAGAAACUAUUAUUUCUCAUUAUUUAUUGAGGCAACCGGCUGCAGACGUUACCGACCUAGCUGGUUGGGGUUAUGAGCUAGGUUUUUUGAAGAGACAUUGUUAAUGGCAGCUGCUAACGUUAGCUAGUUAAGGGUUACCUGAGUGCUGUUUUGGUUCUAAAGAUGUCCUUGGAAAUUAGAGCAGUAACAUUAUAAGUCUUGUUAAGAAACCCCUUAAAACUAAUGAGAUUUUUUUAGUCUUUUUUUUUUUAACUUUGUUAGCAGCAGUCUUCAAUUUGGUAACUAUAGUGUUGUUGUUGUAGCUAACAGGAGCUAUGUAACUAAUUUUGCUAGCUUCAGUUUAGCUGAAAGGUGAGAUGGCCCUGGACACACCUGUCAUGUACCUCAACUCAUGCGAACCAAUAUUUCUUAUUCCUUUCUUGAAUUAUUUAAGACAUUUUUGUUCUAUUUAUAUAUUAUGCACAGUUUAUUUACAUCCAGAUGUUUAUUUAUUUAACAAUAUACAGUAUGUAUUGCAUAUUUAAUAUUGAUUAAUUUGGGAUUCCAUAAAGAUGAUGGCCAGCUGGUUAACCAGCCUAAUUUAAAUCUAGCUGGUGCCCUAAUGUAAUCCUUACUCAUGUAGCUAGCUAGUGUAAUACUAAACCUAAUUCUUAUGUGAGUCAGUGUGUGAACUAAGUCUAUCAAUAAACAGCUUAGUUACAUGGUAACACAGUCAGGAUAAGAAGUAAUAACUCAGCAACUCUCCCACAUUUGCCAUAUUAAAUUUGACGGAGUACAUCAUCAUUUGUACACCAUGCAAUUUUUUAAAGAUCUUGUUCAGGGCCUGUGAAUGUGUUAUGAAAGGCAUCUAUAGUGUUUCUUGUCCAGUAGAACUAUAAAUAACCUUGCUUAGGCCUGCCUCUGCUGUAAAUAAUUAUUGUCUUUUUUGUGCUUUUAUUUUGAAGAGAAGUAAGAGGGAGGUAGGUACAUACCUCACAGCUAUGACAUUUAAUGGCCUUAUAUCUGAAUGACCUCACGUUUUAGUCAUUGUCUGAUUGGUUUCAGUGAAAGUCUCAGUCAUUGAAGCCUCCUAUACUUUCAAAUGUAAAGCACUAUCUCAUUAUCUAAAGAGAUAUAUUUUCUCAGCCUCACUUAACAAAGCUACUAUUUUGGUAGAAUUUGACAGUGCACAGAGCAAGCCAAAAAGAGAUUUGACUUGUAUACAUGUGCACAUGUUUAUGUACAUAUAAUCACACAAAAGCCAUUAUUUCCAAGUCAUUUAUAAGCUGCUUAAUAAUGCCAAAAAAGAUAAGAUUUCUAUAGUGUCAGUAUUCCACAUAUUGCAUUUUAAUUCACUGGAUUGAUUGGAUUAAAGUAUAAACUAACAUCUGUUUGGAUAAUUUCAUAUGGCGUACUGUAUAGUUACCUUUUUGAAUUUAUUGGAAGCUACAUAUAGGAUUCCUCUAUUUAUAUAUGUGGUGUGAAUUCAAGGUAUAUUUGUUUCAAACAGUAGCUCUAAUGGACUCCUUCAUGCUGUCAGAGGAGCAGGUUAAUUUUGAUUCAAAGACAAUAUUUACAAGCACUUAAUAAGUAUACGUUCCAGCUGUCUAAUUCCUGACACAUAAUUAAGAAAACAAGUACUUUUUAUCAGUUUAAAGCGUUAGGACAAACUUGGUUAUAGGUUUCUGGUGGCAUUUGGUCAGUUAUACACUUUUAAAGGGUUGGUUGUUUUUUUAACUUGUGCUAAGGUGACAGAGACCCAGGGCAGGGAAGGUGUCAUCACUGCGGCAGUAAUGAAAGGAAAGUUUACUUGCUUACACAUCAUUGCAUCUCAAUAAAUCAACCUGAAAGUCCAGUCUGUGCUGGACAAUCUUCACACAUUAAAACAUGCUGUCAUAUGAUGGAGCCUGUUGUCUUAACCUUCUAAAUGCUUCAAUUAAAAUAGCAGUGUAGCAGUGGCCUAUUAACAGGUUUCUUAUAUUGGAUACACUAGAAUUUUAUCAACCAUGUUUCAGACUGAGGAGACUAUUGACUUUUGCAGUGCACUGAAAUGAGUUGUGCAAUUUCACGUCUUUUAGAUGAAGUAACCUGAUUUCUUAAAGUGAACAGCUUUCUUAUGUGCAUGUAAACAGCAGAACUGCGAAUUUUAAGGUCACUGGGCUGUGAUCUGACUUAAGGAGGGACAAGCUGUAAAGAUGUACUAUUACAGAUGGAAACAGGGGUUACCAUCACAGUUUACAGUAAAUGUUUGCACAGUAAAUGUUCUGCAAAAGACUGAAUAUUUACCUGAUGUUACAUUUGCCAGAUAGAAUUAUAAGAAUCUGGCUGUGACAGUUGGGCAUGAGAGUGAGUUAAAUAUUUCACUCAUUUUGUGCUAUCAUGUAGAGUAUUAUGUUUCAGUAAAUGUAUAAAAAAUGAAGUGAAUGCUAGAAAGCAUGUUGAAGAUGGACUUGUAUGGAUUUUUUUGGGAGGCUGAAUUGCUCAAAUGCAGAUGUACAGUAUGCAUACAUGCAGCCAGUCUCCAAGGAUCAUUGAAGGGUUUGGCUGUGCCUUGCAGCACAUUGCUCUCAGGAUGCUUUCAGUUUUCUAAAUUUUUCUCAUUUCCUGCCAAAAACCAGUGGUUACUGGCAAGCGUCUACUCUGAUCUAGUAGUGAUGUAUUUUGUAAAAAAAAUCCUACAUGUAACAUGUAGUACCUUAAUGUUAAUUAUGUACAGUUGAAAUGUGGAGAUGGCAUUGCAAAACUUUGUACCUUUUUGUGUAUAUCCUUGUUAUGCACCUUGAGAUCUAGAAAACUGGGCUAAUAGGGUGGCUUUACAUGAUGCAGCUUUAGCCAGAUGAAGUAACGUUGGUGUCCAUAAGGGAGUUUCUGUAUAGUCGAAGACAAAAGUGGGUGUUUAAAAAAAAAAAAACUGCUUAGAGAAGAUUGCCUGGCAGUUGCUGAGUCAGCAAUCCUCACAGGACCUUUAAAUUUUAACAAUGAAUCGAGGCUUAAAGGAUAAGUUCGGUCAUUUUCUAUAUUAACAGCAUUUUCAACACUGUCCAUACAGAGCCUAAAGCCCCUCACCGACUGCGUUUACAUGCAGUUAAGUAACCAGGUUACUUAAGUGAAUGUAAACACAGUCACUGUUAACGUUUGUCAGUCUGUCAGUCCUGGAUUAG